Molecule: messenger RNA, 213 nt
Organism: Symbiodinium necroappetens
Lineage: Eukaryota; Dinophyceae; Suessiales; Symbiodiniaceae
Source: the annotation of a GenBank genome assembly
AUGUUGAUCGUCUGCGGAGCUGUGAGGAGGCAGCACUUUCUCCUCUCGCUGGUUGCCAUGAGCCUCGGGGCAUUGGUGGCGGUUGGCGGCCGCUACGUCAUGGACGCACCUAGGUGGGUGAGCCUCUUGGGCCUCUUCGUCGCCAUUACUGGGGCCGCCCAGACGGUUUGCUUCUUGGUGCAGCUGCAGAUGUAUGGCUGGAGAGAAGCGAAG